GAAUAACCUACCCGCCACAUUGCGGAUAUUAACCGAAUCAAUCUGCAUCGAACCGCUCCGAUCUUGGCGAGGAUACGAAAGAUCGGACCCGCCCGACCCACCAGUGGCCGAAUCCUAGCAGGCGCGAUAGAUCGAUCUGGGUGUCCAGAUCGAUCGUAGCCUCGUCACUUCGCCCUUAGACUGGAGCUGUACUUGCCGUACGCACCACUGCCGGGGGGUGGGGGAAUCCUCCCGGCGGUGAGCAGCGUGGGUGGCGUGGGUGGGGUGAGCUGUCGUCCGGUCCUGCUGGGCGGCGUGGACCUGUCCAUGUCCGCUGCUGUCCAGCCACCCCCGAACGCGACCCCAGCCCACGCCCCGCUGCACCCCCCCGUGGGCCUGCCCAUUCCACCCCUGGGAUCGAGCUCCGUCAUGAUGCCUCGGCCACCCCCGGGCCCCAUUCCGCCCCUGGGGCCCGCGCUGCCGUCCGCCCACCACGACGCCGCCGACCUCUCCGACGCUUCGCCCAUCCCCGACGUCGUGCGCGCCCUUCUCACCAGGAACAAGAACCUCGAAGAACGGAUCCAGGAAACGCCAGGCGGUUCUCCGAUUAGGGAGGAAUCCUCGAUUCCGAAGUGCGCGGGAUGCCAGGAGGUGAUCCUGGACCGGUACGUCCUGAGAGUUUUGGAAAGGUGUUGGCACGCGAGAUGCCUGACGUGCCGCGACUGCGGGGCGAGAUUGUCCGAGACGUGCUUCGCAAGGAACGGUCACGUGUUUUGCAAGGACGACUUCUUCAAGCGCUUCGGGACGAAGUGUGCGGGAUGCGGGCAAGGCCUGGCACCUUCGCAGGUCGUUCGAAGAGCCCAGGAGCUGGUCUACCACCUGACUUGCUUCUCCUGCGCGCUCUGCUCGCGACAGCUCGACACCGGCGACGAAUUCUACCUCAUGGAGGACCGGAAGCUCAUCUGCAAGCCCGAUUACGAGCAAGCUAAAGCUAAGGAACUAGCGGACGGUGGAAGUAUAGACGGCGAUCAGCCGAACAAGAGACCGCGAACAACCAUCACGGCAAAGCAACUGGAAACCCUGAAGUUGGCAUACAACAAUAGUCCAAAACCAGCGAGGCAUGUUCGCGAACAACUCUCGCAGGACACCGGCCUCGACAUGCGCGUUGUUCAAGUGUGGUUCCAAAAUAGGAGGGCGAAAGAAAAGAGGCUGAAGAAGGACGCGGGCAGGACGAGAUGGUCCCAGUAUUUCCGAAGCAUGAAGGGCAACGGAGCUGGAGGACAUUCGCCCAGACACGACAAACUUUUGGACAAAGACGAGCUCAAAGUCGACCUGGAUUCCUCCUUCGGGCAUCACGAUUUGAGCAACGACAGUUACGGGACCGUGGUGAACAUGGGGAUGGACGGCGAGGGCGCGAGUCCCGGAGGCGGAGGGAGCGGCGGUGGCGGUGGUCCACCACGUGGUUACUUGGGUGCAGCUACACCCCCCUAUCUGUCUACGUCCAGAUCGCCGUCCUUGCCACCGCAAUUCCCCUAUCCUCCGGAUGCUGGGCUAUCCGUCUACACGACCCUCGGGGGACCAGGAGGGAUGGUCCCGGGACCAGCGUCGGACCUGAGCAACGAGUCGAGCGGCGGAGGCGGCGGGGGCGGCGGAGGUGGCGGGGGCGGUGGAUAUCCCGAUUUCCCUCCGUCGCCGGAUUCCUGGCUAGGGGAGCCUCCGUCGCACCCUCACCACCACACGCACUACGCCACAUAACCCUCCAAAGUCAAGGCCCUCCGAGUACCGUGUGGAAUAAUUGACUAGCCAGUACCU
Molecule: messenger RNA, 1791 nt
Organism: Orussus abietinus
Lineage: Eukaryota; Metazoa; Arthropoda; Insecta; Hymenoptera; Orussidae
Gene: Lim3
Product: LIM/homeobox protein Lhx3
Exons: 8
Coding region: 307-1734 (475 amino acids)
Biological process (GO): neuron differentiation; regulation of transcription by RNA polymerase II
Cellular component (GO): nucleus
Molecular function (GO): DNA-binding transcription factor activity, RNA polymerase II-specific; RNA polymerase II transcription regulatory region sequence-specific DNA binding
Source: RefSeq, a predicted model, not a curated record